AUGCCUUUACUGCUCUCUGCUGCCCAAUCCUUCAACAUUGAGGUGGAAAAAUCAAAUCAGAACGCCACUCAGGCCGUAGUCCCUACGUCCGCCCUGACCGGUCCGGGAGUUUCAACAUUGACAGAUCAGAAUACCGUCUCUACUCGCCCACUCUCUUCUUUUGUGGUCCUAGUUAGCUCAGCGCCUGCGCUUGCUGAUGAGCAGCCCAACCAGUCCUCAUCUUGGGACAGUUCAGACUCGACACCCUGGAGUGCCGAUGAGACCGAGACCGCUGAUUUUGUUCUCACGCUAUCCCCGAUCCCUCGAACCUCAAGCUCAGAGCCUUCGGUGACAGUCAACGGAACGCCGUGGGCAAAUGCUACAAGCUCCACCUCGGCCACCUAUGGAUCGGGCUCGCUCUCCUCAACGGGUUCUGGUGUCAGUCCAGCUCUUUCCUGGGGCGCUCCUCCGCUCACUACCGACUCGUUUCCAUCCAGUACGAUUACUAUAACGUCCACAACACGGCGUCAAACGACAUUGUACGUCACGAAUGCCGCCGCGGCGCCACAUUUGUCUGCUGCACUAGCGAAUUCCAUGUCGAGCGACUGGACAAGCAGUGGCCCCAGUCCAAGCAAGUCCUGGGCAGCAUGGACGAAUUCCACAGCCUCGAGAAUCCCCUCGAACUCAGAAUCUGUGCGUGUGGUGACAGAAACGGUGUCUCCCCUACCUCUUUCGCUGACAGGCUCGUCCACGGGGACAGACAGCCAGACAACAAUGGCCAUAUCGACCGAGAGAGGGCUGAAUAGCUUUUCCUCCAGUUCCAUCGAGGUGACGCCGCGAGGUUCAACAACUCCCAGUCAGGACACGAGCGCGAUAUCCGUGUUGAGUAUCUAUACUCCGUCAACCACCUCUUUCCCCGCUGUUAACUUCACAACGAGUGCAAUCGUUGAACCAACCCUCUCGCUUACGUUGCCUAGCGGAGUGUUCUUGUCGACAGAGACCAACGGUGUGGUCUACUCCUACACCGGCUACGUUUCGGCGAAUAUCACCCACUAUGUAAGCGCUUUGGGACCCGUAACCACGACGUGCGUGCCAACAGCAACAGUGACAUAUUACGAUGCGCAGGGGAAUGCUACUAGCAGCAUGCUCCAGUGCGGACCUGGAAUUGGCCCAGCUGUCACGCCGGUAUUCGGGUCUACAAGUCUAGAUGAUACUGCGGUGCCACAAGCACCGUCGAACUCGACUACUUCGCUCCCAACAGCCCCCGCUGUAUCGCUAUCUGCUGCCGACGCUCCUGCUCCCACGCCGAUCCGCCCGCGUCCCAGCAAGCCCGCAGAGUGCAGCCUCAUCUUCGGAACUUCGACCCCGCAAGACUGCACGUUGACCCCGGCCAUCACGGUCCACGCGAGCGUGAGUUCCAGACCGACGCCCCGGGUGUGGCACGGUAGUGGGAUCGAAAGCGCCGCUGACGCUAUGUCCAAGCGGGAUCAAAUACAGACUCGGGUGAUCAAGACCUCCGUGAGCAAUGGGCCUGAUGGACCGCGACCGAGCACGCUGAUCACGGUGCCGAGUUCGCGUUCGCCACCGUCCAGGUGGGUAAAUUGGUGGGUAAAUUGA
Messenger RNA from Fonsecaea multimorphosa CBS 102226, 1596 nucleotides. RefSeq lists its product as uncharacterized. Bases 1 to 1596 code for a protein of 531 amino acids. The transcript has a single exon. Lineage: Eukaryota; Fungi; Ascomycota; Eurotiomycetes; Chaetothyriales; Herpotrichiellaceae. The record is from RefSeq and is a predicted model, not a curated record.